Molecule: messenger RNA, 2859 nt
Organism: Letharia columbiana
Lineage: Eukaryota; Fungi; Ascomycota; Lecanoromycetes; Lecanorales; Parmeliaceae
Exons: 6
Coding region: 1-2859 (952 amino acids)
Source: RefSeq, a predicted model, not a curated record
AUGAGACAGCACACUACUUCCUAUCUCGCUCUACCUCUCUUCAUCAACAUUUUUCACAUACAAGUACCGACUUGCUUCUCCCUGACGCCUACAACGAAUACCAUACCUUGGACUUCCAAAGCCAUGCAUCACAUCCCCAUUGCCAGCUUAAGCGUGCUCGCUCUCAUCUCACCCGUCCUCGUCUCUUCGAAUGCGCCGCCGCAAGCUCCCCCACCCCAGCAACGAACCACACUGCGCCCUAUCAACAUCCUCGACUACGAGGCUUCCGUGGGACUCCAGCGCCGCGAUUCCACCGAUCUGUCCGUUUUGGUCCCCCAGAAUCACUCGGAGCUCGUGUACGGAAGCCCGGCAGAUGAUGGCCGGUUUCUCCUCGCCAACAUGACGCUUCAUGCCCCGGACGGUCUGCCGAUCGUCUUGCUUGAGCGCUUCGAGGAGCUGGAUGUCGAGGUGGACUGUCGGGAUGAUGAGGGCGUGUUGUCUUUGAUGUUCGGUUCGAGCGAUGCGUUUGAGUAUGCUAGAGAGAAAUGGGGUUAUGUCAAUAAGGUGGAUGAUGGGAAGUUUUUGCUCAUUGCGAAUAAAGAUGGGUGUGGGCCUGGUGGUCAGAGGCAGCCUUAUGUCAUCUCCAAUAUCACGGACGACACUGCGACGCUCAAUCUAUCUCUGGCUGCUCAAGCAGUCCCCUGGUCCGACGUUGGUGGCUCGUACGAGCUCGAUUUUGGCCAUGCGAUUCCAAUCCGACAGCCUCAGCAACUCCAAGGCCGGAGUUGGUGGGAUAACGCUAAGAAUGCUGGAAACGACGCCCUCAACGCUACCGAAGGAAACCUUGACGAGACCAAGAAUGCUAGCCUCCUAUUAUCUGCGGGACAGCAAAAUAAGCGAACGACUAUCUACACUGAUCCCGGGGCUGACUUGACCAUUGAUUGUACCAACUGCUUCAUGAUUGGGAGCCUCGAAGUCAUGGGUCAUCUCUCGGUUCUUGAUUUCAAUCUUCGAGACCUCAUCCUUAUUGCAUCCCCCAAGUCCGUUCUCGCAACCCUCGAGUUCGAAGCAAGUAUAACAGCCGAUUAUGAAUCAACUCCGCUAAAUUUCACCAAAGAGCUUCCUAGUAUCCCGAUUCCCGAGUUAGGGUUCUCAAUCCCCGAAAUAAUGACAAUAGGUCCCAGCCUGACCUAUACCGUCGGCGCGAGUGGCUCGUUCAGCGGUUCUGCAACGGUGGAUUUCGGACUUCAAGCUACUGUUCCAGAUAGCGCGCAGAUUGUUGCAGACUAUAGCAACUCUGGGGCGAGUACAGCGACAAACUUCAGUGGAGGCCAGCUGACACCAAAGUUUGACAUCAAAAACGGAUCGGCAUCUGUGACUUUGAGCGCCUUUUCCCAGCUGGGGAUCAAUUUCGGAGUCGACUUGUUCAAGCUUGGUGCCGUGACUGUCACAGUGACGGUCAAGUUGCCGGAGAUUAGUACGACGCUGACUGCAAAUUAUGACAAACUGGGCGCCUGCAGUCAAGGUGUCGGGGCUUCCAAGACAGGGAUCGAAAUUGACAGCAGGGUCAGUAUCGAAGUUGACUUGGAUAUGGACGCAAAGUUGCUGGACAAGGGGCCUUCUUGGUCGAAGACCCUGUUUAGCGACUCGAAGCACCUCUAUUCGCACUGCUAUCCGCUCAACAUCCCUGAACUUCUGCCGGAACAGAACGUAACAAGGGUACCAACGCUGCCUUCGGCACCAUCAGUAUCAGCAUUUUCAUCCGGGGUCCCAGCACCUGCAUCCCCCACCUGGGAGCUAGAACGCAGAUGGGCAAUUCUGCCACCAGGAGACAGAUGGGCACUCCGUUCAGCAUGGGUACCUUCGCUACCAACAGGCAUUCCGUCAAAAUCCGGUCUUCAAACCAAUUCAUCCUCCUCUAGUGGAAGGCCUGGUUCGGGUAGUUCAUCAAAUAAUGGGAUGACAUCGACCACGUCAACAACAGAACCGACAUCGACACUCACGACGUCUCUCACAAAUUCAAUCUCGGAGUCAUUACCAAUCACCCCUUCGACCACCUCAACAGUAAACCCGACGUCGACACUCGCUACGUCUCUCACAACCUCAAGCUCGGAGCCAUCGUCACUCCUGCCUUCGACCACGCCAAAAACAGGACCGGUGUCGACACUCGCCACAUCUGUCACAUCUUCGAGCACGAAGUCAUCAUCAAUUGCACAUUCGACCUUCUCGACAGGAGAAUCGAUGUCGACAUCUUCAAGCACAGAUUCAUCAAUGUUACCUUCGACCACCUCAACAAUAAAACCGACCUUGACACCCGGUACGUCUUCCACAUCUUCGAAGGUCGGACUAUCAUCAAUUCUGUCUCCAUCCACGCCAGAAAGCUCCACGAUGACAUCGACACUCACUACAUCUUCUACAUCUUCAGAAAUCGAGUCUUCAUCAACGUUUAUUUCGUCUACUUCGUCGAGCACGUCUCUGAAUUCGUUAACAACUAGUUCAUCAUCAAUCGUACCUUCGGUCACCCCAUCAUUGAGCGCACAAAAACCUUCACAUAGCACCGAAGCCGACGCAGCUGGUAAUAGUCCCGGGGUGACUCCAACUACACUAACCCCUUCCAAAUCAGCCUCAAAAGAGCACUUGAAGGUCCCAGUUCCCGCCUCAACUUCCGCAUCAUCGUCGCUGCUGCCAGAUCCUGGGGCCAAGACUGCUGUCAAUCAACCAAAGGUCACUCACACCCCAGCGGAGCCUUCUCCCAAGAUAUCAGCAAUUUUGCCUGCUCCAAAGCCAGAUGCUACCUUGUCGCCAAAGCUCGCCAAAGGAGCAGACAAGUCAUCGUCCAACUCUCAAGGGCACCCUAAGAAGCAUCACCAUUCGCGCUGA